Penicillium taxi is the source of this 501-nucleotide messenger RNA. RefSeq lists its product as uncharacterized. The transcript has 3 exons. The record is from RefSeq and is a predicted model, not a curated record. NCBI's taxonomy places the organism in Eukaryota, Fungi, Ascomycota, Eurotiomycetes, Eurotiales, Aspergillaceae. The coding region runs from base 1 to 501 and encodes 166 amino acids.
AUGAAGCUUUUUACUUGUCUUUCUGUUCUGCUGGCAACUGCCCUUGCCACCCCCCUUGCCAAGUCCACCAAGGAGUUUCGCCUCAAGACUGUUGGUGCAACUCAUGCCAAACAUAACGACCUUUACCUACACACCUACCACACUGGUGCUGGGUUGAAUGAUGCUACUCUUGGAAGUAAUGGCACCAGUGCUCCCUCAUUCUAUUUGAAUGAAACCCGUGCCCUUGCUGACCUGGGUACUGACUUUACUUGGGGCUUGAUCGCCACUGGGGAUACCAACUAUGCCGCAUGGGAGCCAAUUGAAAUUAAUGCAGGUGGUGGCAGUACUGGAUUCUCUAUUACCAAUGGCACCUUUGUGUGGGAUAAAGCAAGUGGUUUUGGGGGCUGGCUUGUCUGCGACUGGUUCCACAACACUCCUCAGUUGUUCUACCUUUAUCGCUACUACGAUGCCACUAUUCCUUCCAGCUGCAGCAAGGCGUUGCUGAAGCCGAUCUAUAAAUAG